This is a messenger RNA of Closterium sp. Naga37s-1, 732 nucleotides long. NCBI's taxonomy places the organism in Eukaryota, Viridiplantae, Streptophyta, Zygnematophyceae, Desmidiales, Closteriaceae. The record is from the annotation of a GenBank genome assembly.
AUGGGACUGAUGGGUUUUGCUGCCUGCCAACAUCUGGGCGGCAGCAGCACCCCCUCUCACACCCUCCUCACCAUCCCCCUCUCCACCCUUCUGCCUCCCCCCUGCUUGCAACCCAACAGCAAGGCAGCGCAUGGCAGUUGCCCCUCACUCACCACGCCACUCUUCACCCCUCUGUCUCCCCCCCCCUUCCCCCGGCCACAGGGCAGCGCAGGGCAGUGCACGUGGGGCGAGUUCAGCUGCCACCCCGCUGGCUUCCUAUCACCCCUCCCCUCACCACCCCCUCUCACCACCCCUGACCCUUCAUGCCCCCACCCCCCUGACUCUCCUAUCACCGCAGGGCAGCGCAUGGCAGUGGACGUGGGCCGAGCCUGCCACUCCCCAUUUUCGCCGGUGCCCUUCACCACAUCACACCGCUCUCCAUCACUCUGCUCUGCCCGCAGGGCAACGCGUGGCAGUGGACGUGGGCGCGUUCAGCUGCCUGCCUGCUGCUCUUCGAUCACCCCUUUCACACCAAACCAAACCGCUAUCCCCGUUGCCCUUUACCCCAACCUAACCGCAGGGCAGCGCAUGGCAGUGGACGUGGGGCGAGUUCAGCUGCCUGCCUGUGCCGUGGAUCGCUGCUUCAUCAACGUGGCCGAUGUGCACCUGAGUGCAUGCGUGGGGCGUGCAGCAGUCUCCUUGAAGGCUCUGGCAGCUCUGCUAACCCAUCGCAACCACUCUCCACACCUCUGA